AUGGAGGCGAUGCCGCCCUUUGCCAACGGGCCCUCCUCGUGGAUGAUGGAGCAUCAGCAGCUGCAUGCGGGCGAGAACAAGGGGGAGCUCUCCUCGCUCGAAGACCUCCUCCAGGGCUUCGAGACGGACGGAUUCGAGUGCCUGGAUGUCGCCAACGGCAUGGACACUACGGGCCUGGGCACAGCUGGCCUCUCUCCCGCCGACGGGUUCGAGGGCGCCGCGCAGGGGCCCUACAGCCAAGUGAACAAGCAGAACUUCAGCGCGUUCGCAUACGCGGCGCCGCCCGCCUCGCACGGCUUCCAGAUGCCGGCACAGGGGGUGCAACACUCUCGGCCCGCUGCGUUGCCGGGCGCCAACCAGGGGAACAUCAACGUGGUGCUCCCGCGGCCCCACCUCGACGUCUUGCGCAGCGCGCCGGGCGACAUGCUCCCGGAAGGCCUCGACCAGUACCGCGAUCGCGAGGAGUCCGACUUCUACUCGGACCUCGCCUCGUCGUACGCCGGCGGCUCCGUCCAGGGCGGCACCGCGUUCACCCCGGGCGGGUCGCUGCGCGGCGGCGAGGGGUCGGUGCGGUCCGGACACCUGUUCCCGGCGAGCCAGUCCGCCGCGGAGGACAGCAAGGCGCAGAAGGAGCUGGGGCGCCUCCGCCUGGCCCCCGGCUUCCAGAACGAGGCCAGCCGGAGCGGACCGGACGGCAGCGCGCAGCACGGCGUGCCCACGUCGCCCAACGGGCUGCACGGGCACACGCGGCUGCACCGCGUGGUGUCCGCGGGCAACGCCGAGGCCAAGUCCCCCGGGGGCAGCGUCCGGCGGAGCUCGCGGGCGGCGGCGGCCUCGGCGGCCAUCGAUGAGGAGGGGAGCGUGGGGCGGCGCGGCGCGGGCAAGUCGAUGCGCGGCGGGACCGCGGCGAUCGCCGCGGUGAACGCCGCGGCGUCCGCGGGCGCGGCGCCCGACGGAGCGGGGUCCUCGCCGGCGCUCCGGGCGUCCGCGGGGGCCCGCGGGGGCGUGGUGAAGCCCCACCACCCUGCCGUGGAGAAGGCGCGGCGCGACCGGCUGAACGGCCUCAUCAACGAGAUCAGAGACCUCGUGCCGUGCUCGUCGGAGUUCCUCGGCGCGAACGGCACCGACAAGCGGCCCAAGCACGUCGUGCUGCAGGACGCCAUCUCGGCCCUGCGCGACCUCAUCUCCGCGGCCUCCGCGGGCGGGGCGGCGUCCGGCGGCAGCCUCCUGGCCAGCAACGGCGGGCACCGCAUCAGCGGCGCACAGCCGCUGUCGUCCGGGGACGGCUGCGACACGCAGGGCAACGGCCUGGGGCAGAGCGGCAGCCAGUGA
Molecule: messenger RNA, 1332 nt
Organism: Pedinophyceae sp. YPF-701
Lineage: Eukaryota; Viridiplantae; Chlorophyta; Pedinophyceae
Source: the annotation of a GenBank genome assembly